Molecule: messenger RNA, 1240 nt
Organism: Paramuricea clavata
Lineage: Eukaryota; Metazoa; Cnidaria; Anthozoa; Malacalcyonacea; Plexauridae
Source: the annotation of a GenBank genome assembly
AUGGAGGAAGUAUUGAAGUAUUCUCUCCGCCCAUUCUCUAGUUCAUUGGCAACAAGUGAAGGAGACCUUGUUAAAACUGCCAAAUCAAAAUUACUCCACAAGAUUGAAGAAGACGUUCCGGGUGCUUGUGUCGUCCUUUCGGCUGUUGAAAAUAAGGCAUGCAUUCUUGAUGCAAUGGCGGUAUUGCAAACAUUGACUGUCAUUCCAGCAACAUUUGGCGAACUUGCAGCCAAUUUACUUACGAAGGUCGUCAACGCUGCAAUUUUUUCCAAAUGCAAACGGGUAGAUUUCGUCGGCGACCGAUAUCCACGUCAAAGUAUUAAGAAUCUGGAGAGGGUCAGACGAGCCAUGAGGGGUGUCCAGGUGAUACGCAUAUUUAGUGAGCAGCAAAAAGUUCCUCGUCAGUGGAAGAAAUUUAUGUCUUCAGGUGAUAACAAAGAAGAAUUGAUGAAAUUUAUUUUUAAUACCUGGAGGAAGGCAGAUCCGCAAUUAUUGGGGGGCGUAGAGAUGUAUUUUUAGCACACGAAGAAAUUUGUCACAGAUUUUUUUAUUCAAAUGGGGAGAUGAUGUGCUCUGAAAUCGGAGAACUUUACUGUGACCACGAAGAGGCGGACACAAUGCAUACUUCUCUGGAAUAUCGCACCAUCAUAAUCAAGAGUCCGGAUACAGACGUGCUUUUGAUCGCACUUAACGCUUGCGUAGGCACUGAUGCUGAUAUCAUGUUUGAAACUGGUGUAGGAACCGGAAGACGGAAUAUUUCCGUCACCAAGAUUAGGCAUUGUCUUGGAGAUCAAUGGUGUUGCUCGCUAAUCGAUCUACAUGCAAUUACGGAUUUGUUGUUCUGCAGUAUUUAAAGCAUAGGCUUGUUCAUUAGUAAUUAAACGAAACAUAAGCCGAAUAUUAACAUCCUCAAAUUCAUGAUAUGAGUUAAAACAAGACAAGAAUGAGAUGUUAAUAUCCGUAUUAUGUUUCGAUUUAUUGAAAUUGUCUGCUGGUAUUGGUUUAGAGCACUUAUGUUUUUACAGGUUCUGAUACCACGAGCGCUUUCUAUGGCAAAGGCAAAGUAACGGCACUGAAAAUCGCGAAAAAGAAGGAGGAAUACGCAAAUCUUUUUGGAGUCAUGGGUAGAGAAAUUGCACCAUCGGCUGAACUAAAAAGUGGAUUGUAUAGAUUCAUAUGUCACCUAUAUGGUUUCGAAGAGUGUUCCGACGUCAAUGCUGUUCGAUAUCAAGCGUUUUGA